Cygnus olor (mute swan) is the source of this 6242-nucleotide messenger RNA. RefSeq names its product leucine rich repeat LGI family member 2 (gene LGI2). The record is from RefSeq and is a predicted model, not a curated record. The transcript has 7 exons. Gene Ontology annotation, molecular function: protein binding. Bases 3318 to 4700 code for a protein of 460 amino acids. Gene Ontology annotation, biological process: inhibitory synapse assembly. NCBI's taxonomy places the organism in Eukaryota, Metazoa, Chordata, Aves, Anseriformes, Anatidae.
ACGUCCCCAGCACGCCGCCCGUUGCUCCUCAGUAGAGUUACGGGUGCGCUUUUGGCAGGAGCGAUAGCGGGUGAGGGCACGGCGUGUGCGGCCGGCGUUUCGGAGACCAGGGGCCAGUUCUCUCCCAUCCUACAGCAGCAUGAACCACUUCGUGUAAUGUGUUUUUACUCCCCAAAGGAGGGAAGAAAGUGUUUUCUGACGCCCUGAGUUCUUUUUUGAGUUUCAGCGUUAAGUUCAGGGCAGAGUUCCCCUCCCCGUCGAGUCAUGUGCCCGUUCUCACCGCGCUCGUGUGGAGCCAGUGAACGCCAGCUUCACGUCGUGGCAUUUCGGGAUGCUAUGGGGAGAUGUGGCAUGGCAUGGGAGGCAGCUGUGGGAAGGCAGGAGGACACCUGCACCCCUCCAGGAAGGGCUCUGGGCCCAAAACGCGUGUGUUGUCUGCAGCGUGACACUGUGGUUCGGUGGCUGCCCUGAUGCCUCCUGGCCUGGCCAGGGCUGAAGGGGUCCCACGGGUGGGAUGUGCCCCAUUGCAGGAGGUGACCCUGCCAUGUGGUCUGGCUCCCCACAACUGCAGCGAGGUGCUGCACUUCCCUAUGCCAGGCCAGCCCUCCUUGCCUCACCCUGGUGAGGCUCUGCCCAAAGUAGAGAUGUGCUCUGAAGAGAAAUAGGACAAAAAGAUACGUGGCCUGACAGGAACGCGGGCUGAGUGCUUGCUGCAGAGCCAUCAGCAUAAAUUGGUCUGGGGGAAGAGGUAGUGUGAUGCAUCUGGUAGUGCGAUGGCCAGCUGCCCCUCCUGGGGCCUGCCCGGUCAUUCUCCCACUCUCUGUCUGGGGAAAGAGACAGCACCCCACAGAAAACACUGGGGAGAAGUGGGCAAGGCAAGGGAUAGAGGCCAGCAGGACUGGGGAAGGAUUGUUUCCUUGUGCGCGGCACUGGUGAGACCGCUCCUCGAAUAUUGCGUUCAGUUUUGAGCCUCUCACUACAAGGACAGUGAAUUGCUCGAGCAUGUGCAGAGAAGAGCAACGAACCAGUGAAGAAACUAGAAAAUGAGUUAUGGGGAAUGACUGAGGGAGUGGGGUUGUUUGGUCUGGAGAAGAGGAGCCUGAGGGGAGACCUCGUUGCUCUCUACAGCUACCUGAAAGGAGGCUUCAGUGAGGAUGGUGUUGGUCUCUUUUCUCAGGUGACAAGCAGUAAGAUGUGACGAGAAGGUCUCAAGUUGCACCGGGGAGCUUGAGGUGGGAAGUUAGGAGGAAUUUCUUCACAGAAUCGAAAUCUGCUCCCCGAAAGGUAGUGGAGUCCCCAUCCCUGGGGGACAUUUAAGAGAUGUAUGGACAUGACGCUAAGGGACACGGUUUAGUGAUGGGACUCAGUAGGCUGGGUUGCUGGUUGGACUUGAUCAUCUUGAAGGUCUUUCCAACCUAAACCUAUGAUUCUAAGGCCUGUGGGGCUGAGUCUUCACAGGUUGUGACUCAUCUUUGGUCAGGAGGUCAAUGGAGGUGUUCACCGUUGUUAAUGCAAGGCCUGGGAUGAGAAGGUUGAUCAGCUUUGUUUUUUAGGGUGAGAGGAUACAGUAGGCAAGAUAAGCAAAUAAUUAAUCACCUCGUUUCUAAAUACAGCUGUCCUGUUGUAUGCUAAUGGAAAAUUACAUUUACUGUUGUGCUAAGUUUUUGUUUGUUUGCUUUUCUAAUAUAUGAAGCAUUUUCUAAUCUUUCUUAUAUGAAAGGCUUACUUGUUCAAGGAAAGAUUGGUGGUCCCAAGUCCCCUUUUGUAGAAAGCAUAGAUCAGGACUAAAAGCCAAGCAUGUUCCUACGAUGCCUUCUGUGAUCUCCUUAGGGAAAUAGAGGAUUUACCCUGCAGUGUUUAAGCAUAAGCUAAGUCCCAAAUCAAAGAUUUUUUUUUUUUUUUUGUGGUAGUGGGAAGAGGAGGAAGAGCAGAUAAAGGUUAUUCCUUCUCGAUAGGAGUAAUAGAUUUCCAGGAAGAAGAGUUGCGCUGGCUGGGCUGGCAGGGUCAGCUGUUGAGAAAGUCAGAAGUUUCAUUUUCUGUGGUAGAUCAGAUGUUGGAGUGAGAGGGGUUUGUAACCACCACCAUCAUCACCUUGGACCCUGACAAAUUUCGUUGAUCCGUGUAAUUGGGGAGUUUGCCCUUCAAACUGCAGAAAAGGAAGGAUUAAAUGACAAAAAGUACUGAUUGGAGCACUGUUGUACAUCAGGACUGUAUCUUUGGUCACGGUAGCCAUGAUGAAGCAGUAAUGCAAGGAUUUCUUUCUGAUUGCAGUCUGAAUCUUUCUCAGAUUUGUAUGGGAUAAUUUAAGGAGCAUUUGUCUGGUGUUAGAACAAUAACCUAGGGUCACAGGGAAAGCUUGCGUUUCAUGUUCAUCAUUAGUCUUAUAAAUUAAUUUUAGUAAAAUGCCUAAAACCAUACAAAAAGAAGGUUAGUAAGUUACUCUAGUAAACUGAUUACCGCAAACAUCUUCACUCGUAGCUGAAAAUUCUGAGAUUUUACAAAAAUGAUUUCUUUUGAGUAGCAUUUGAUUUUUAGACUGAAUAAGAAGUUUUGCUAUUUUCUUCAAAGGAGAUGGCCGACUUUGCCUUUGAACAUAAACAUUGGAGCCCUGUCUACCUUUGUGCUCUGAUACAGCAGAGGAGGAACUUAGCUGGCCAAGCCUUUCCAUGGCUUCCUUCUCCUAACUGCAUUCUCCUGGCUCAGAUGAAAACCACUUGGGACAGCUCCAAUGCAUUUUGUGCCUGAAGUUCACAAGGCAGGGCAACGCAGCACCCGGAGCUGCUUCUCCUCAAUUCAUUUGGAUGUGGAGUUUUGCUCUCCAGGGGCAGGAGGGCUUUCUGUCUCUGGCAGUUUGGGCACGUCUGCAUUUGCAGCUGCCAAACAGGUCGUGCAAACUGCGUGUUCUCCUCCCAUAUCUGCAGGUCAGGCUUGGAGCAUCCCUCCUGUGAGCUCAAAACAAGCGAGCCCCAAUCCACCAAGACUGCAUAAAUGAAAGCUGGUGCUUGUGCAAAAGGGCUGCCUACUUUUCCAAGCUUGGGAGAGGCGCUGAGAUGGUCUCUUGAAAACUUUCAGCGUGGCUCCAGGUUUGUGGGCACCUGGGGUCCACACUCAGCAGACUUACCCUGGAAGGACAACUUGUCCUACUUAGGGGACAAAGCAAUCUAGGACCAGACUGUAUUUAACCAAGGUGAAUGGUACGGCGAACAUAUUUCUUGGGGAGUAGUGGACAUUAACUAGCAUCACAUUAUGCCUUUUCUUUUUAUUUUCUUUAUAGACCAUUCCACAGUAUUUUAUGUAUGCUGCAUUGAUGGGGCAAUAUGGGCCUGAGUCGCUUGCUGAACUCUAACUCCUUUACUGUUAUACGAGACGAUGCCUUCGCCGGUCUCUUCCAUCUAGAAUACCUAUUCAUUGAAGGAAACAAAAUUGAAACCAUUUCAAGAAAUGCAUUUCGUGGCCUCCGAGACCUAACCCACCUUUCUUUGGCCAAUAACCAUCUUAAAUUUCUGCCAAGGGAUGUCUUCAGUGACUUAGAUUCUCUAAUUGAACUAGAUUUAAGGGGAAAUAAAUUUGAGUGUGACUGCAAAGCCAAGUGGUUGUUUUUGUGGUUAAAGAUGACAAAUUCCACUGUUUCUGAUGUCCUGUGUAUUGGUCCAGCAGAAUAUCAGGAUAAGAAGUUAAAUGAUGUGACAAGUUUUGAUUAUGAAUGCACCACUACAGAUUUUGUUGUUCACCAGAUUUUGCCCUACCAGUCAGUGUCAGUGGAUACAUUCAACUCUAAGAACGAUGUGUUUGUAGCCAUUGCACAGCCCAGCAUGGAGAACUGCAUGGUGCUGGAGUGGGAUCACAUUGAAAUGAAUUUCAGGAGUUACGACAACAUCACAGGUCAGUCCAUAGUGGGAUGUAAAGCCAUUCUUGUUGGUGACCAAGUCUUUGUGGUGGUGGCACAGCUCUUCGGUGGCUCGCACAUUUACAAGUACGAUGAAAGCUGGACAAAGUUUGUCAAAUUCCAGGAUAUCGAAGUAUCUCGCAUUUCUAAGCCGAAUGAUAUAGAGCUUUUUGAGAUAGACAGUGAAAUGUUUUUUGUCAUAGCAGAUAGUUCUAAAGCAGGUUUGUCAACAGUGUACAAGUGGAAUAACAAAGGGUUUUACUCAUACCAGUCCCUUCACGAGUGGUUCAGGGACACGGACGCCGAGUUUGUUGAUAUAGAUGGGAAAUCCCAUUUAAUCCUCUCUAGCCGCUCACAGGUCCCCAUUAUACUCCAGUGGAACAAAGCUUCAAAGAAGUUUGUCCCACACAGUGAGAUCCCCAACAUGGAAGAUGUCCUGGCUGUGAAGAGUUUCAGGAUGCAAAACAACCUGUACAUCACGCUGACGAGGUUCAUCGGUGACUCCAGAGUUAUGAAAUGGAACAGCAAACAGUUUGUGGAGAUACAGGCUCUUCCCUCCCGAGGAGCCAUGACGCUGCAGCCUUUCUCCUUUAAGAAUAAUUACUACUUAGCCUUGGGAAGUGACUAUACAUUCUCCCAGAUAUACCAGUGGGAUGGUGAAAAGAAGAUCUUUAGGUUAUUUAAAGAAAUCUAUGUGCAAGCGCCACGUUCUUUCACAGCUGUGUCAACGGAUCGAAGAGAUUUUUUCUUUGCCUCCAGUUUUAAAGGAAACACACAAAUAUUUGAACAUAUCAUCAUCGACUUGAGUUUAUGAAAAGCUGCUGGAUUGAAAUUCAUGUAGAGUGACAUUUAUACACAAGCAAAACAGUGACCUUUCCAAGAACAGGGAGCACCUAUGGAGUAUGAUGACAUUUUCUGAACUUUUAAAACUUGCAUAUUAAUCAGGGAUUGCAUUUACUCGGUUGCUGCAUGACAUGUCCGUUUUAUCCUUUUUCAAAGACACUUUGCAACCUGCAGCCAUUCAGACAAGUGUGCAGUGCAUUAGGAUUAAUUUUGACAUCUAAGAACUAUUUAAAUUUUACCCAGAAAACUACCUUAAAUUGGACAUCUCAUAAUGAAAGCAACAAGGAAGCCAUACCAUUUCUAUGCUUUGGCAUAGAAAUGCUUUUGACUCUUUAGCUAAGACCUCAGUACUAAGAUUUUAAGAUUAGAAGCAGGUCAUUAUGCUUGCUGAUGAAUUGUAAAAGCAAACAGUAACAUUCCGGAAUAUACUUCAUUUUGGUUUCUUGCGCUCUAUCUUCAAAAUCUGUCUUUGUGGUUUAUAGUAGGACCAAGGUGUCAUUUUAACUCAUUGUAGCUUAAAGGGAAAGUCAAAAUCUAUUGCCAUUUUUCUUAUGUUAAUCACUAUUUCAGCAACAAAUUGUACGUAACCAAGAGCCCAGCCCAGAGUACCUGGGUGGCCAGGAAAAUAAAGGUAUGUCACUUCUGGACUGUGAGAUCUUAAGUUAAUACAGACAAAAUAACAGAGGUCUGCUUGGUACAUUGACUAUAGAUUCAGUCUGCUUUGUGGAUUAAUAGGUAUUCCAGAAAUACAUCUCAUUUUGCUCUAAUUCACACUCUUCCUGAUGAUCCCAGUAGAUUCUAGGGUGCUUUACCAAGGUCUUAUUCAUCCAUAAGGCACAGCUUAAAUUCAGUCUGUAACAUGUAUCUACAUUCAUGUUCUUCAUGCUGUGGCUUGUCUUUAUACAAUGAGAUGAUUUUUUCUUCUGAGUUCUUCCUCCAGCACAGCUCACAAGCAAUAAAUUCACGUUUUGGUUAUCACAAGCUGUACUUGGGGAAUCUGAGAACGAAACAGGACUUUGUUAUCACCAGGUCUUUUGAAACUGAGGCAGCUAGAGCUGUCGAAGCUAGAGCUUACCCUGGCUCCAAGAAGAAGAGUUUCAUCUUGGUGGCCCCAGACUUUUGCUGGGUUGCCAAGCUUUCAAAUGUCUUGCAGGUUAUGUAGCAGGAUGUGAACAGUCCAUGUCUCAUUGGUGUUUUGGGUGGCUACAGAAUAAGGCGUUCAUUUAUCUUAAAUAUGGCAGCAGUCCUGGUGUGCACAGAGGCAGGAUCUGGCAGGAUAACAGCUGGGGACCGUUCUCCUGGAAAGGCUCCAACGUAUUUACCCAACAAAGUUGUGUAGCAGAAGCCGUGUUUGUUUUGUUUAGUUUUUUUCAUGUAUACAAUAUUUUCUUUGUUUUCACACUGCAUAGCAUUUUAGGUUGUUUUAUCACGAGUCUUGCUGCUGUGCUUCCACACUGGCUAAUAGCAAGGCUUUGUGUAAAGCAAGUGGAGCAAAUAAAGCUGUCGUUUUUUU